GGCUGGCAUAUGAUACAUACUUGCUUAAAUAUAAGGGAGGAUGAUCGUGAUUUUAAAAACUUUAUUAGAACAGAUAAAGCGUCUCAGUGGAAACCCAAACUCUACUACAUCUAGAACAUAUAAUUUUUAUGUUUCUGUACUUCUCUCCUGCAUUUUAAGGUACUCUGGGUCUCUAGAUUGAUCAGGAAACUUUACAUGGCAUCACCCAGCAAUGACUCCACUGCCCCAGUCUCUGAAUUCCUCCUCAUCUGCUUCCCCAACUUCCAGAAUUGGCAGCACUGGCUGUCCCUGCCCCUCGGCCUCCUCUUCCUCUUGGCCAUGGGGGCCAACGCCACCCUCCUGAUCACCAUCCGGCUGGAGGCCUCUCUGCACCAGCCCUUGUACUACCUGCUUAGCCUCCUCUCCCUGCUGGACAUCGUGCUCUGCCUCACCGUCAUCCCCAAGGUCCUGGCCAUCUUCUGGUUUGGCCUCAGGUCAAUCAGCUUCCCUGCCUGCUUCCUGCAGAUGUUCAUCAUGAACAGUUUUCUGACCAUGGAGUCCUGCACGUUCAUGGUCAUGGCCUAUGACCGUUAUGUGGCCAUCUGCCAUCCAUUGAGAUACCCGUCUAUCAUCACUGACAAGUUUGUGGCUAGAGCUGUGGUCUUUGUUAUAGCCCGAAAUGCCUUUGUUUCUCUUCCUGUUCCCAUGCUUUCUGCAAGGCUCAGAUACUGUGCAGGAAACACAAUCAAGAACUGCAUCUGCACUAACCUGUCUGUGUCCAAACUCUCUUGUGAUGACAUCACUUUCAAUCAGCUCUACCAGUUUGUGGCAGGCUGGACCUUGUUGGGCUCUGACCUUAUCCUUAUUUUUAUCUCCUAUUCUUUUAUACUGAAAGUUGUGCUAAGGAUCAAGGCAGAGGGUGCUGUGGCCAAGGCCUUGAGCACGUGUGGUUCCCACUUCAUCCUCAUCCUCUUCUUCAGCACAGUGCUGCUGGUUCUGGUCAUCACAAACCUGGCCAGGAAGAGGAUUCCUCCUGACGUCCCCAUCCUGCUCAACAUCCUGCACCACCUCAUUCCCCCAGCUCUGAACCCAAUUGUUUAUGGUGUGAGAACCAAGGAGAUCAAGCAGGGAAUCCAGAACCUGCUGAGGAGGUUUGUAGGAGUAGGAAGGAUUAGAUCCACUUUUGGAGUUGUUAAUGAAAAAUAGAAAAAUAGGGAAUUAUUUUUAUGCUGGAAAGAAAAUUUCACUUUUAAAUCCUGGCCUGAGUUCUGAUUCUUCUUUUCCCAAUAUCUCAGUUAACAAUGAACACAUUCAUUUGUGGAUCUUUGUUUUCUGUUGCUUGAAAGGAAAUCUCCCUUUCCUGGAGAUUACCACGGAAUUUUUUCCUAAUCUGAUUUGUAACAAAGAAUCUUGCCAAACCUUUGACAAAUGGAGCUGUAUUAGAAUGUAAGUGUUUGAUCACUAGAGACAAACUAUACAAUGCAUUUAAAAAGAUCUGCCUGUCUUCUGAUUUGCAAAUGACAGUGAUUCCUUUCCUGUCUCUGAUUCAGCUUGGCAGACGGCUAUCUGGCUUUGGUGCCAUGAAGACAUUGCUUGGGAUAAGUACAGAUGUUGACCCUGGAACAACGUGGGGUUGAGUGCUUUGUCCUGAACACCCCGACUCUCUCUCAUGGCACCUGAGUCAGAUGUGCUAUUCACUGGCUCCUCAGUUCUUCCUAGAGCCAGUUAAGAUUUUCAGUCUGUACCACCUGAAAUAAUAGGCAGCACUUCCUAUUAUUUCUCUCUACUUAGAUUUGCUUCCUUCAGUUUUCGGUUUGUAAAGGAGGUUGACAACGUUUUAGGAUUUUUAGGUUGGGGAGGAGUUGUAUUGUUUGAAGGGCUUUAUGUUCUUUUCUUCAUCAUCUUCAUCUUUGUGUCGUUAUAAUACUCAUUCCUAUCCCACCUUGAACUGCCCAUCCUAGGCCCAACGGACGGUCCCAUUCAUUCCCUCUGUGGUUGUUUGCUGCAGCCUUCCUCCUGAGCUGCAGCUGGCAAAGCUGCAAACAAAUUUUCCAGACAUGAAAGUUCUAGGGUUUGUUUUUCACAGUAUAGUGUAUUCUACUAUUUUGCCAUUUCCUUCUUAAUGAUGCCACACAGUUCAGUAUCUCCAAGGAAUAUUAAUCAAUCUUAAUCUGUCUCUUUGGGGGAUGAAAAUCAAGAUUUCAAGUCCAUCAUUUGUCCAAGCAUUGUUUGACAACUGUCCCAAUUGGACUAUUCUACUUUCAUUUGUACUGAAGCUUAUCUUUGCUGAAUGACUUGUAUUAAAAUUAACAUCUCUACAGUGUUUAAAAAAUUUUAUGUUACAGCAUUUUUAAUUGCAGACCUCUUAUAUUCUAGCCCUAACAUACUUUAGACUUAUCUUAAACUUUGUUUUUUCUGCCCCUGUAGCCCAAAUGAACUGCUCAUUAUUUAUUGAAAAGCACUUAUUCUCAUUUUGCUCUCUCUCCUCUAUCAUUUGAUGCUUCACACAUCAGC
This is a messenger RNA of Cebus imitator (Panamanian white-faced capuchin), 2493 nucleotides long. Its product is annotated as olfactory receptor 56A4. Gene Ontology annotation, cellular component: membrane. The record is from RefSeq and is a predicted model, not a curated record. The transcript has a single exon. NCBI's taxonomy places the organism in Eukaryota, Metazoa, Chordata, Mammalia, Primates, Cebidae. Gene Ontology annotation, biological process: G protein-coupled receptor signaling pathway. Bases 196 to 1185 code for a protein of 329 amino acids. Gene Ontology annotation, molecular function: olfactory receptor activity; G protein-coupled receptor activity.